Messenger RNA from Blastomyces gilchristii SLH14081, 510 nucleotides. RefSeq lists its product as uncharacterized. The transcript has a single exon. The record is from RefSeq and is a predicted model, not a curated record. Bases 84 to 329 code for a protein of 81 amino acids. NCBI's taxonomy places the organism in Eukaryota, Fungi, Ascomycota, Eurotiomycetes, Onygenales, Ajellomycetaceae.
GUAAAUUUGACAACGCUUGCAGCUGGUUGCUUGCUUGGCGUUUCCUCAACAUCAACAACCAGUUCAAAAAAAUUUUCUUCAACAUGGAACAUACUAUCCCUCAAAUCAUCUCGCCGGAAUAUCUUCGUAUUCGAACGGUAAUGAUGCUGGCUGAGACCUGCAUCAUCUGUCAUAACGCUUUUAACUUGCGCCUCUUUGGCCUUCCCCUUGUCCCCCUGACUGAACUCGACAUCGCCGCCGGCAACAGGCUACUACCACAGGGGGGCAAAGAAUACCACUCGCACUCUUCUACCCUAGUUAUUUCCAUUCAGAUAAUGAUUAUAAGGUAGGUGGACCGUGAGAAACCUCCCGAUAUUUUACCGUAUUCUCAACGACCAACUCUGUGUCUCGGUGUCUCAUGCGCCGAACAGGGGAAGAAAUGGAAGGAGGAGGGUUGUUAUCCCUCCGUACAUGCCAUACCAUGUAAUGACUGUUUCGUUUUCAGGUGGACAUGGAUUAAUUCAACACCAA